Lates calcarifer (barramundi perch) is the source of this 5586-nucleotide messenger RNA. It is a transcript of the gene six5, whose product is annotated as SIX homeobox 5. Gene Ontology annotation, biological process: regulation of transcription by RNA polymerase II. The coding region runs from base 376 to 3261 and encodes 961 amino acids. Gene Ontology annotation, cellular component: nucleus; transcription regulator complex. Gene Ontology annotation, molecular function: RNA polymerase II cis-regulatory region sequence-specific DNA binding; DNA-binding transcription factor activity, RNA polymerase II-specific. The record is from RefSeq and is a predicted model, not a curated record. NCBI's taxonomy places the organism in Eukaryota, Metazoa, Chordata, Actinopteri, Centropomidae. The transcript has 3 exons.
GGAUUUCUGCACGCGCUCCAUCAUCCACACGAGUCAGAUAUUUGUGAAAUGUCAUAUUUACACGGAACAAGUUUUAUCCCGCUGCAAACGUGAAAGGUUCAACCGAGGGGAACAUUGGUAGCGUAGAAAAGGAAAAAAUGAGGAAGGAAGUGACUGAAUAAUAUUCUCCCGCAUUAAGUUUGGUGUUAGUAGUACUAUGUAACCUCUGACAAAGAGACUGUAUUAGGUUAGAAAAGGGGCGUGACAGCUGGUGGUUUGCAGGCACAUUCACGGUUUGGUCGGCUGGCGGAGAAUGGGAGCGAGAGCAGCGCUGCAGAGGGAGGGAGGGAGAGAGGAGGAGGAACUACUGGUGGAAAGAAAAAAGUUAAAGUAAAAAUGGCUUCCUUGUCUUUGGAGUCUGCAGAACAAUCUGAGAACAGCCCAGAGGAGCCAACGGCACCGGUGACCAAAGAAGAGAAAGAUCCAGUUCAGGUUUCGGAGGAAUUGCUCCAAAGUUUCCAAAAGUCGGCUCUGAGUUUUUCCACUGACCAAGUAUCAUGUCUCUGCGAGGCCCUUCUGCAGGCGGGCAAUGUGGAUCGCCUGUGGAGAUUUCUAUCCACCAUACCUCCUUCGUCCGAGCUGCUACGUGGCAACGAGACCCUGUUGAAGGCCCAGGCACUGGUGGCUUUCCACCGGGAGGAAUUCAAGGAGCUGUACGCCAUCCUAGAAAGCCACGACUUCCACCCGUCUAACCAUGGGUUCCUGCAGGACCUGUACCUGAAAGCCCGCUACAAGGAGGCGGAGAGGUCCCGGGGCCGCAGCCUGGGCGCAGUGGACAAGUACCGGCUCAGGAAGAAGUUCCCCCUGCCCAAAACUAUCUGGGACGGAGAGGAGACCGUGUACUGUUUUAAGGAGAAGUCGCGAAAUGCGCUGAAGGAGUGUUACAAGAGCAACAGGUACCCCACUCCGGACGAGAAGAAAAAUCUGGCCAAAGUUACCGGACUGUCCCUCACACAGGUCAGCAACUGGUUCAAGAACCGCAGGCAGAGGGACAGGACCCCGUCCGGGACCCACAGCAAAAGUGAGUCUGACGGGAACCACAGCACAGAGGACGAGGCGAGCGCCAUGGAUGACACCCCCGAUAAACCGGAGGAGGCCUCAGGCUCCACGGCCUCAAUCAUCUCUCUCUCUGCAGUCCCCUGUAGCACAGGGAGCCAGCUCAUCCUCAAUGGGUCCAGCGGCUUCCUCACGGCCACCCAGCCUUUACUGCUCAACGGGAAUUCCCUGAUCUCCAGUACCGGCACAGGUGUCAUAAUUAACGGGCUGAGCUUGGGCGAUUGCCAGACAGUCACGCUGAGUCCCGUCACAGCCAGCUCUCCUUUGAUACUGAACGGGGCUCAGGUAAUAACCAAAUCUAGUGUCAGUAUGCAGCAGCAGCAGCAGCAGCAGCAGCAGCAAGCAGUUUCUGUGGCAGAGCAGGUAUCAGCCAUGGAGGCCAAGCCGAGCAGUCUUCCAGCAGUCGUUCUUAGCAACACCACCACACCGGUCUCAAACCCUCCGUCCAUAAUCUCUCUUCCUCUGCAAACCAGGACAGACAGUGGCAGUGCAAUGGAUUACAUCAGUGUGCCAGAGUCAGAGGGCAACAGCCAGACAGUAUCUUCCUCCUCUUCAUCUUUGUCCCCUGCUUCACCAACUCUGUCCUCCCCAAACGGUCUCCCUUCACUAGUUUUAAAGCAAAACACCCAGGAGUCCCUCACCCUCCCGGCCUCUAUGUCGUCUGCUAGUGUGGAUAUCUCCAGUUCUGCCGUGCCUCUCUCCAGUCAGCAUGGGGAGUACAUUGUCUUGGCCACCACCGGCUCCCAGAUGAAUCCUCCUAAAUCUGUGGUUUCCUCCAGCAGCGUCACCCCUCAGGUCUUCUCUCUGCCCCAGGUUGUGCCUUCGAUCCAGGGUAUACCAGUGUCCCAGCUGGUCCAGCACUCCUCAGGAGCCCAGGUGCCCCAGUGCCCUCAGUUGGUCCCAGUAUCGCCCCUCACGUCACCAGCUCCUCCGUUUCAAAGCCCCCAGGCGGUGACCGCUGGCAACAGACUGGUGCAACAGCAGCACGACACCUCAGCAGCUCUGCCUGAAGGUGCCACAACCGUAGUCUCUAUCCCACAGCUUAACAACAGUCAGCUGCCGCAGCGAAUGGUGCACCAGCUCGGGGAACAAACCACAAACUCCACACCCAGCAAAAUCCAGCAGCAGGUUAUUUCCAUCACCUCCCCAACACAAGUUGUCCCAGUCCCCCAGGCUAAAGGCACCACACCAACUCAGUUAGUGCCGCUCUCCAUGCCUCAGCUGGUCCCGGUGUCUUCUAUCCAAACCUCCUCCACCAUCUCUUUCCCCCAAGUGGUGCCUGCCAGUCCUUCCCUCUCCAUCCCCUCUGCUGGAGUGCCCUUACAGAUCCUGACAUCAGGCCCUGGAGCUGGAGCGGUCGCACAGAGUCCUCUCAGGAUAAACCAGCUGAGACCCAUUCAGAGCGUAGGUCCCCCAACCAGCAUGGCCCCCGGGGUGCAGCUGCUCAACUCUGGGAUCAUUCAGCUACCCUCUGCUCCUCCAGGUAACCUCCUCCUCGGUGGAAGCCCCUACCUGAGUGUCCAGCAAGGCAAGCUGAUUCUGACCAUCCCAGCAGGCAUUCAACUCACUAGUUUACCCCUGAAACCAGUCCCAGAGGCUUCAGCCAUCCCUGCUAAUGGGCUUAGCCCCGUUCUCACGCCCUCCACGCCUCCUGUGGCCUCCCAGCCUUCAACCACCUCAGGCCCAACCCCCGGGAGCCUCACAUCAUCUCCUCUGAACUUCAUCAGCUCGUCUCCACCGUACUGUGCUGCGGAGACCGGGGCCGCAGCCAGCCAGACGCCUGCCAACCCCUCCCCUCACACGCUGGACCAUUCGGUCACCCCCACAACACCAAACACUCUCACCCCAGAGAGCAUGCUCACCCUCAGUCCCAUGUACAGCGGAGUCACACCCAACGCCCAGUUGUCCCAGCCAGCGUGGAGCCCCGUGCCCCUCUCCACCUCAGCCAGUCUAACUCUGUUUGAUGUCCGCAGCAAAGGCGACCUACCUGUAGACCCGGCUUUGUUGGGUCUCCCUGGAGGAGAGUCACUGCUUCUAGGAAGCCCCUCUCCGGAGCAGGAUGUGGAAGCCAGCUCACCACUUGGGAAUCCAGAGGAGAUGGAUGGGGACUCCAAGAUUCUUACUCAGCUGCAGUCUGUCCCUGUGGACGACGAGCUGGGCUUGUAGUCCCCAUGUAGCAACCCCAUGUCUCUAAAAACAAAAACGAUGAAACACACAGUCAGUUACAGACUCUGCUGUGUGUUUUUAUAUUAAUCUAAAAGACUUUAUUCCACAUUGUCAGUCCUCAAAGACAUAGGUCUGUCUUUUACAGUAUGUUGAGGUUCUAACACGUACAAUGAUACUCUCUCAGUAGGACCUGAUGCCAUCAUGGUCUUGGCUGCCACUUUUGAGACAAACCCUCUGCAGCUCUGUCUCACAUGGAUGGGAAAGAUUAUAUGGGAUAUUCACCUGUUCAACACCAGAAUAUUCCUGUUUCUGCCUGAGAAUUUUGUGUCUCAGAGUUUUUUUUUUUUUUUUUACUAAAAUCCGCAUGUGCCUUACCGGUUUCAUCAAAUCCAGACAGAAGAACUAACACAGCUUGGUCCACUUACAGGUCCUGGUGUUUUUUUUAAAAAAAUACCAUAUUAUACAAGACUUCAUGACUUUGCCUAGUCUCUCAGCUCCUCUUUGCAGUUCUUUGGAUUGUGCUCCUUGGAAAAAGAUGUCUGGGGAUUUUGCUGGCAGUAGAAGUAGUUCGUUGAGGAUCCACCACAAUGGCUACACACCGGACUAUCUGGCUAUGGGACAAGUCUUGAAAUAGUUGCCUGCCUGUCCAGAGCUCAAAGAGAUUCAGGAGUCUGGUUUGGUUUUCUUUUUUUUGUUCACAGCCUGAACACAUUCUACCGACACUCCAGGAAUAUAGUGAGGAUUAUAUUGCUCACAAACAGAUGUGAGCAGAGUAGGUUGAGCUUUAUGUGAUUCGGCUGAAAUUAGUUUUCUUCAACUAUUAUUACAUCACAGCUUCGAGGGCGAUACAGUGUUUUAUUAUUACACGUUUCUGAAGUCUGGGUUUAAACAUGCAGCCUGCUGCCCUGCCUUAGCAAAAAUAUACCACAGGAAAUAAAAGGGUUUAUACUCUAUGCAAUGCAUGUUUAGUACUUUAUAGGACACUAAGUGGCACAGUGGUGGAGUCAAAAAGCCAGUGCACUUGGGAGAUGAAAAGCUUUAAAAUACUGAGCUUUUAAAUGGGGCGUGACAGUGCAUUACACUAAAACAUUUGCUGUGAUCCUGCUAAGUGACAUUUAUUGUCAAACGCAUCCAAAAUCUGAUCAUUCAUCUAUACUGAUAAGUGCCUUAUUUUAAAGCAUCUGAUGUUGGAAAAACAAAAGGUUUUGACAUUUUACAAAUACCCACAUUUCUGUAUCUGUUCGAUCUCCAGUGAAACAUAAUGUGACAGUUUUGGUUGCAUAGUCAAAGCUCUAUCUCUCUUUUUUGUAUAUUUUGCACAUUUCAUUCACACAAUGUUUACGCUGCGCUGCUGUGUCAUUAUGACAGUGGUAGGACUCAUUCUGUUUAGAAAUGUCCUGUUCUCUCUUAAUUGGACUGUAAUAAUCUCCACUUGAAAGAACAGCUUAAGAGGUAUAUGAGAAAACUGAAAUCUGUUCAAUUUAAACCUAAAAUACAGUAUGAGCUUUCUACUGUCAUAACGCAGGUAGCAGUCAAAUCUUUGGCCAAUUAUGGUACACAAAAAUAUACUUCAGUGUCGCAUCUAGUUACAAUAAUGGUCUAUGUGUUUUUUUUUUUUUUUAAUUAGUAUGUUUGUUGUUUGUCUCUUUUGUACAUUUAAUCUAUUUAAAGCAUGUAUCAAUCAGUUUUUAGUUUUAGCUAAAUGAAAAUGAGUCCUUGGGGAAGAAAAAGCUGAUAGGAAAUGAUAUUCAUUUUCACUUGGAAGGUCACAUCGCAGUGCAAACUGAGGUUUUGCAAUCUCAGACGACAGGUAUUAAAUAAAUUUUAAGGUCAUUAACACUCAUUUUGAGAUAGGUCACCCCUCGAUAAAAUUUUAAAGUUAUUUGUUCUCAGUCCCAUUUGGGUUGAUAAUUAAAUGGCUCUGACAAAUCAGUUUUAGUCUGACUUUUACUGAACAUUCAAAUUAAUUAAGAGUAAAGGGAAAUGUGCUCUUUAUAUAUGUAAAAUAUGGUAGCUUGCGUUUGUUUAAAUGAGCCAUUUCUUACCAAAGUAUGUUGACAUUAAAGCCUGUGAGGGUGUAUGCACAUUUUUAGCCCUGUUUUGUUUGUAGCAUGGGAUUUGUUUUUACUCUCCUACCUGACACGUGACGUACACGACUCCAGAUUUAACCAAAGAUAUUGUGUGUUGAUCGACUUGUUUUUAUAGUUCUGAAAGGGAUCGUUUGUGUUUGUCAUUCCAGGUUCUUGUUUUUUUCUCAUUUUUGUAUUCAAAUGCAUUCUAUUUUUUAUAUUAUAUGAAAUUGUAAUAAACUACAUUUACAAACUG